This is a messenger RNA of Phasianus colchicus (ring-necked pheasant), 1545 nucleotides long. NCBI's taxonomy places the organism in Eukaryota, Metazoa, Chordata, Aves, Galliformes, Phasianidae. The record is from RefSeq and is a predicted model, not a curated record.
AUGAGGUCACCCCGCAGCCUUCUUUUCUCCAGGCUAAAGGAGAAGAGGACUGACGAGGACUUCUUCACAGCCUAAUUGGAUUAAAGUGCUGUGCUAGCGGUAAUCAUAGAGUAACACCGGAUAUAGUGCUACGAUAAGGGUUAAAAAGGCUGAAUGGAAGAGGAUGAGCGUUUUUUUUUGUUUUUUUUUUUUUUGUUCGUUUUCUUUCUUUUAAAAUCCUGAAGAGGAUUCUAAAUCUAGAAGAAGGGAGGUGCGCCUGGAUCUUACUUCUGCUUAUUUGUUCUGCUGACUGCAGCAACCAUCGCACCCCGGUGCUCUUCGUUCCUUCGGCACCGGCUCCCAGGUGUCCGUGAUGGCCCCUCCGGGCUCCUUCGCUCCCCCUGCCGGGCACAGCGGCGGUACCGCUAUGGCACUGCGGAGCGCCGCGGGGCAGGACCGCUCCCGACUCUCCGGAACCUCCUAAGGGAACCCGGGCUCGAAAAUCGCGGUCGCUAAAAGCAGCGUAUUAUGGGAUGUUCGUUACGCUCCGCAGCCACCCCCUGCGCGCCGCGCGCGCUGUCACUUGUAAGGGGCUGAGGAGCGCCGGGCGCGGCGCCGCGCCUCCCGCACGCAGCCGUGCCCCGGGAACGGCGGGCAGAGCCGCGCCGCCGGGCCGCUCCGCUCAACGGCUCUCCGGAGGAACGCGCAUGGCGGCGGCCCCGGGGAGACCCGGCCCCGAGCUCGGCUCCGACCGCGGCACCUCCUGCGGCCGUCCGGCGCCGCCGAGCGCCCCGCACCGCUUCGUGCCGGCGGCGGCGGCGGGAGCGUGGUGCGACCUCUGCUGCCGCUUCGUCGUCUCGCAGGGCCUGCGCUGCGCGGAUUGCAAAUACACAUGCCAUGCUCACUGCCGAGAUCUGGUGCACCUGGGCUGCCGGCGGAAUGGGAAAUUAAUGGACUGCCUCACUGCACAUGGCACCUUACAUGGAUCUGACGGCGAUGGUCAGGUUUGGCUGCCCGAGGCAGGUGGCUGGAGCAGAACAGAUGUGUGCUGGGGUGAGAACCUGCAGCCUGGGCUGCCUAUUAGGCUGUCAGCUGUGCCGUGGAGCACCUGGCAGUGAGAUGGGUGACCCAGGUGUUGUGUGCUGCUGAAUGGAGUGCUGUGGGACUGUGAAUGGAGCUAAGGGCUUGGCUGUUUGUGACCACUAAAUGAUGCUUCUGGUUUUGACUGGGUUUGGUGUAGUUUUAUCAUGCCUCUGCCAGUAAUUUCACAUUUCCUGAAAUUCCCCAGCAGCUUCAGUUUGUUGCAAUGUACUCCCCUCACUUAGACCACCACAUUGCUUCUCACCUUGUAUUUCACCCUCAGUGUCAGCGCCUUCUCCCUGCCCCUCCUUCCUCAGUGGAAGCAUCAAAGCAGCACAUGACUGCAGGAAGGUAGGGAUCCUCCAUGAAGGAGCUUCACGCAGUGAUAAAGAACCAUACAUACCGUUAGUGCUCUGGUAGAAGUUGCAUUGUGCUAAUUAGCUCUUGCCUUUAUCCAUUUCCAGAUAAUUUACCUUUUGUCAUCCA